AUGAAGUUUUCCAGAUUUGUGAGCAUCCUCGUGCUAUUUGGCCUGCUUACAAAGGUCCAGGGACCUAGUCUAACUGACUUUCUGUUUCCCAGGAGAUGCCCCAGAUUCAGAGAGGAGUGUGAACACAGAGAGAGGGACCUUUGUACCAGGGACAGGGACUGCCAGAAGAGAGAGAAGUGCUGUGUCUUCAGCUGCGGAAAGAAAUGUCUAAACCCCCAACAAGAUAUUUGCAGCCUACCAAAAGACUCUGGCUACUGCAUGGCUUACUUCCCUCGCUGGUGGUAUAAUAAGAAAAACGGCACGUGCCAACUCUUCAUCUAUGGUGGUUGCCAGGGAAACAAUAACAACUUCCAGUCCCAAAGUAUAUGCCAGAAUGCCUGUGAAAAAAAAAGAUCAUGUCCGAGAGUAAGAGUGAAGUGUGAGGUUGAAGAAAGAAAUGAGUGUACGAGGCACCGACAGUGUCCGGACAAGAAGAGAUGCUGCUUCUUCAGCUGUGGGAAGAAGUGCAUGGACCUCCGGGAAGACAUAUGCAGUCUGCCACAGGAUGCUGGUCCCUGCUUGGCCUACCUUCCACGCUGGUGGUAUAAUGAAGAUACUGGCCUCUGUACCCAAUUCAUCUAUGGUGGUUGCCAAGGGAACCCCAACAACUUCCAAUCUGAAGGUAUCUGCACAGUUGUCUGCAAAAAGAAACAAAUGUCUUCCUGGAUAUGACAAGGAUGAGCUGGAAGAAACUCCAGGUCUUGGCUCCUAAUCUGAGACUUUCUUCCCGUGAGCCCAGCACAUGCUCUGGAUUGGCUGCUAGCGGCCAAGUCUCAGCCACUGAGACUUUGGCUGUUCCCAAACCAGAAUCUGCUUAUUCCCUUCCCACAAACCCAGCUGCUCCUCAGACAUCAUGACCUUCGACCUUUGACCCCCUCUCAGUCUGGGACCCUAUCACCUCAACUUUCAGGGUUCAAAUUUAUUCCUGUGUAGACUCUACUUCCUCGUAGUAAAGGAUCCUGUGAGUCCUGAUGUCUCAGAGUCUGAAUAACUCAUCUGUUGUCUGCAGGUGUUCAUAUCGGCUCACAGUUCUCUAUGUACACAACUGUCCAUUGUCCUGUGUAUGCAGAUGGGCACAUUUCAAGGAUGGACACGCUCGGCUCCAGUCACCCUAGGAAACAGAUCGUUCAGCCAGUGGAAGGGGGAUGGGAUCCUUUCCACAUCCUCUGGCAAACAGGGAAACCAGAAAAAGUGUGAGUGCUGGGCUCAAUGCAACCAUGUCUCCUGAUUGCCACUCCAUACCUGUAUGCAGAUGUUCACAUAUGUUCAUAUCCCUCUGUAUGCAUAUUUGCAUGUUAUAUAGAGGCAAGCUAUAAGGAUUACACACACACGCACACACAGAGAGUUAGAAAUAGUAUAUUCAUUAAAGUUUACGGUUAAAAAUUAAA
Molecule: messenger RNA, 1427 nt
Organism: Rattus rattus (black rat)
Lineage: Eukaryota; Metazoa; Chordata; Mammalia; Rodentia; Muridae
Product: eppin
Exons: 6
Coding region: 1-711 (236 amino acids)
Biological process (GO): negative regulation of peptidase activity
Cellular component (GO): extracellular region
Molecular function (GO): serine-type endopeptidase inhibitor activity
Source: RefSeq, a predicted model, not a curated record